UCGAUUCAAAGAAAACCCUUUUAAUAAAAGAAGAAAGAAGAAAACAACCAACUUAUCAAUUUUGCAGUUUCUCAUUCUCUCUUAUCUUUCGUUUUUGGUACAUCGGAAUAGACUCUUAUCUUUCUGUACCUUCUCAUUUUCCCUUGCAACGAUCUCUAGGGUUGAAUGACAUCGUUUACUUCCAUGUUUGGCUCUCCAUAUUGCUCUCCCCCAUUCUUUGAUUGAACAAUUGGUUUAUUCUGUUGCAGCUCUUAACUUGAAAAUUAUUCUUCGAAUUAUAGAAAGUGAACAUAGGAACAGUUCGGAUUUGAAGUCAGAUGGGUAUAUGCUCUUCUUCGGACAAGGGAAACGGCAGAGGUAACAUAAAAAAUGACAGCGGCAGAAGGUCCGUCAUGGGCAGCGUUAGUGGCGAGCUGAGCUCAUUUUUCAGCAAGCUAAACGGCGGCGUCACUGGAAGCGGAGCAUUGGGCGGAGGGGGGAUGAAGGAGCGUGCUUGGCAUCAGAUUCCUGGAAGACUGUUUGCAAAUGGAUCGAGCGAUGUUGCGAGCUUGUUUACUCAGCAAGGAAAGAAAGGAACCAAUCAGGACGCUAUGAUAGUUUGGGAGAAUUUCUGUUCGAGAAUGGGAGCAACCUUUUGUGGAGUAUUUGAUGGACAUGGGCCUUAUGGCCAUAUGGUUGCACGGAAAGUUAGAGAUUCACUUCCACUAUUGUUGAACACCGAGUGGGAAGUCAUGUCUUCUGCCAAUCCAACCUGUGCCACCGUUGUGAAUGGGGAUGAUAUUGGAAAUUCACAACUUGAUGAAUUCAUCGAUGAUGAUUUGUGCGAAUCAACAGAGGAAGCUGAGAAAUUCCCCGAAGUGCAUGUUCCACUUAAGCAGUCAAUAUUAAAGGCAUUCAAGUCUAUGGAUAAAGAGCUCAAAUUGCAUCCCACUAUUGACUGUUUUUGUAGUGGGUCAACUGCUGUUAUAUUGGUGGUACAGGGACAGGAUAUCAUAGUUGGAAAUGUUGGUGAUUCAAGAGCUAUACUAGCAACAAGAGAUAAAGACGACUCAUUAAUGGCUGUUCAACUGACAGUAGAUUUGAAGCCUAACCUUCCAAGAGAAGCUGCUAGAAUCCAGAAAUGCAAAGGAAGGGUUUUUGCAUUGCAAGAUGAACCAGAAGUUGCACGUGUAUGGUUACCCAACAGUGAUUCACCUGGACUUGCAAUGGCUAGAGCAUUUGGUGACUUCUGUCUUAAGGAUUUUGGUUUAAUUUCCAUUCCAGAUGUAUAUUACCACCGCAUAACUGCCAGAGACGAAUUUGUUGUCCUUGCAACUGAUGGGGUAUGGGAUGUUCUGUCAAACAAGGAAGUAGUAGAUAUAGUGGCGGCCUCUGCUCCUGCAGGUCCCUCCUCAGCUUCCAGAGCCCUUGUAGAGUGUGCGAAUAGAGCGUGGAGACUAAAGUACCCCACUUCCAAGAACGACGAUUGUGCGGUUGUGUGUCUCUUUUUGAAAAAAUUGUCGAUAGCUGUACAAGAGCCUCACACGAUCUCGACUACAAAUGAUGAUGAUGAUGUUGAUAAUAAUAUUAAAAAGUGUGGUGUUGGUGUAUUUGAACAACAACACUCUGGUGGUGGUGAAAUAGUGGCUGUUGAAGAGAAUCCAACUAAAGGUACAAGGAGCAGCGGCGGUGUUGCCCAUGAUCAAUCAAAGAGAAGCCUAGCCGAGUGCCUUUCAACUGGGGAUGAGGAAGAAUGGUCUGCUCUUGAAGGUAUAGCCCGGGUGAACAGUCUACUUAGUAUUCCUAGGUUGUUGUCUAGUGGUGGUGGCGAUAAAGGUUCAUCUAGUUGGAGGAAAUGGUUCUGAGACUGACUGACUGGUUGCACCUCCUGUUGGUUCUAAAGUUUGUUGGUUGUACAAAUGAAAAUGUGAAUGCAUGCAUGGCUUUUGCAAGUAGCGUAUCUAAAAAAGGCCUUGAACGGUUAGGGAAUGCGUUACUUUUUGUUCCUUUCCCAUUGUGUCAUUAUCGUUUUUGGGUGCUAACGGUUUGUAUUACUUAACACAACUUAUAUAUUUUUAAGUGAACUUUUGUAAUCACUGCUGCUCUGGUUCGUGUGA
Messenger RNA from Cuscuta europaea, 2096 nucleotides. The record is from the annotation of a GenBank genome assembly. Lineage: Eukaryota; Viridiplantae; Streptophyta; Magnoliopsida; Solanales; Convolvulaceae.